AUGGCAAGUUUUAAGACGAAUUUACCCCAGGAGGGUACCACCAGCUCUGCUGGUGGAGAAUCCCUCCCCGAGGCCACUUUGGCCUCGGGCUGCCCCUCGUACUCUGGGGGGGGCAAAAACUGCUUUGACUGCACGACGACUUUGGCUUUGAAUACGGACACAGAUGCACGCGAUGUGGAAGUGACGGGGAGUGGAAUGGAAGAGGAAAUGGAGCUGGACACGGAGUUGAUGCUAAGCGAGGACUCAACAUCAGUGUCCGAGAGCAGUCGUAGAGCCAGCCCAUUGCCAAGGAAGAGGAGAGGACGACCGCCCACCACGGGCCACUAUGUCGGUCUGGCCAAGGCCAAACUGGCCCUCAUCGAGGCGGAACGAGAAGAGGAGCGGAGGAGAGCGGAGGCAGAGGUAGUAGCUGCCUCUCGCGUUGCCCGGAUUAGAGCACAAGCCCACAGGCUGUCGGAGUCUGUCUCUGAGGAUGAGGAGUUUCAGGCGGCCGGCUCCCUCAGCCAAAUGAUCGAGGAGAACGUGGAGGUGAUCAGGAAAGUGGCCACCACCUCCAAAAACCUGAAAGGGGGAUACGUUCGAGCACUGAAGGACGCAGCGGAGGAGAUCACUAAAAUGACCAAAGCUCUGCAAAGCAGAUGCAUAUCGGAUGAGACCAAAGGCCUGCAGGCAGAUAACGCUCGCCUGCGAGCGGAAGUAGCGCAGCUACGAAAGGAGGUGGCGGAAAUGAGGGAGCACCUCAACACACCGAACCGGAGGACAGAGGCUGACGUUGCGGUUAAGCAGCCAGAACCACAGCGACAGAAACAGCAGGACAGCGAGGAUCUGGUGCGCACUAUAUUGUGUCAGGUGGGCACAAUGAUCAACGCAAGAUUUGAGGCGCUACAAGAUCGCCUCCUCCCGGAAAAGCGUCUCCGUCCCCCGCUGGCGGCGGACAUUAGAUCUGAGACCGCGAGCCGUGGAGAACAGGAGGUCUCGAAAGCGCCGAGAAAGACGCCGGGCAAAACUUCGGGCAAAGCCCUGAGCAAAGCGGCGGGUAAGCCCGCUAAGGAGAAGACACCGACGGAGCCCCAGGCCCAACCCCAGCCAAUGGCGGUGGCAGAGUCUGCGGACCAUCAGCCCAAAGAGUUGCCAUGGAGUACGGUGGUAAAGAAAGGGCAAAAACAAAAGAAGAGGAAGGAUCGUCCACUGGUGAUUACAAACAGCGAGCGAGGAAAAGCGCCAAGAGCCCCAUCCGAUGGUCCACCAAAGACGGCUGCAGUGGUGGUUACUAUCACGCCGGAGGCCAUUGCUAACGGCCUCACAUAUGACGCAGUCAUAGCGGAGGCCAAAGCAAAAAUAAAACUGCAAGAGGUGGGGAUAACAACCGGGGUGCGCUUCCGGGUGUGUGCCACAGGAGCACGACGAUUCGAGGUCCUGGGCACGGACAACGGUACACAAGCCGACGCCUUAGCAGAAAGGCUGAUGCAAGUUUUCGACGGAAACCUGGUCCGCAUCUCCAGGCCGACGAAAACGACGGAGAUUAAAAUCUCUGGAUUGGACGACUCAUCGACCAUCGAUGAAGUAUUGGCUGCGGUCGCCGAAGCAGGAGGCUGCUCAAAAGACAGCCUCAAGAGCAGUGGUGUUGUUAGGGACAGAUUUGGUAUUGGACAUGCAUGGGUAGAAUGCACAGUACCAGUUGCUAGACGAGUGGCUGCAGCGCAAAGGCUGACAAUAUCAUGGGUGUCGACCAGCGUCAUGCUGAUGGAGCCCCGGCCAUUGCGCUGCUAUCGAUGCCUCCAAAAGGGGCACGUUAGGGCGCAAUGCAACGCCGAGGCGGACAGGAGCAAAUUGUGCUUCCGCUGUGGGGUAGAGGGCCACAAGUUCAAGGGUUGCUCGGCCAAACCGCACUGCUCCAUCUGUGCGGCGGCCCAAAAACCGGCGGAUCACAAACUGGGUGGAAGAGGAUGUUCUGCGCCAGCCCCCAAAAUCACCAGAGGGAAGAGAACAGCUGCGCCACAACCAGCACAACAGGCGCCAGCAGAAGUUUCAAUGGAGACGGACGAGGUUAACAUCAGUAACAUCAGAAAUGGCUCUACGUCUACUUCAAGCCAAUGUUAA
Molecule: messenger RNA, 2100 nt
Organism: Papilio xuthus (Asian swallowtail)
Lineage: Eukaryota; Metazoa; Arthropoda; Insecta; Lepidoptera; Papilionidae
Exons: 1
Coding region: 1-2100 (699 amino acids)
Molecular function (GO): nucleic acid binding; zinc ion binding
Source: RefSeq, a predicted model, not a curated record